UCCAAUCGCACACUGCAGAGCCUGCAGGUGGGGGGCAACUACUUCACUCCUCUUGGAUGGGGUGCUAUACGAGGAGCUCUUUACGGCAACAAGAAGCUCCUUGAGCUUCAAUUCCCGGUGAAGGAGGCGUCAGACAUGACGGCGGCUUACGAGGCCUUCAUGAGGAAGAAGGAACAAGAAGUGCUAGAGUGCCGAGCGAGGAUCAAGAGGGCCUACAAGUCGACGAAAGGGCGCAAGACUCCGCAUGUGAUGCAGACUCAAGAUC
Molecule: messenger RNA, 265 nt
Organism: Symbiodinium sp. CCMP2456
Lineage: Eukaryota; Dinophyceae; Suessiales; Symbiodiniaceae
Source: the annotation of a GenBank genome assembly